Messenger RNA from Paramecium octaurelia, 1229 nucleotides. Lineage: Eukaryota; Ciliophora; Oligohymenophorea; Peniculida; Parameciidae. The record is from the annotation of a GenBank genome assembly.
AUGAUGUAUCAAUAAUGAUAGACAUUUUUAGUCAAAUGCCAGAAUCAUAAAUGGGUUCAUUGAGAAUGAGACCUUCCCAAUUAAGAAUAGAAAUGACAGAUGAUCAAUAGCUUUCCACAAGACGGAGGAAUUUCAUGUCUCCUACUGCUUUACCAUUAUUCAGAGAAUUGUAUAAAUAAGUUUCAUAUAUUUCAGAUAAUAACAAACGACUAGACAACAUCAUUAAUAAGGAAUGGCUCCUUUAGCUAUGAAAGUACAAUUAUCAAUCUAAUACACUAGCCUAUGUCUAGCCAAUCAUAAAUUACAAAAUCCUUACUGUUUAAUUUAUUUUUAUAAGGUUUCUUUAUCAACUAUUAUGGUUAUCUAUUUUGGUAAUACAGUUUUCGCUACGUUUUACUGUAAUUAUGGAUCUAAGAUUUGCUCACAAUGUUUAUAUUGAUAUAUUAUAAUUAUCGUAAAGGAGAAGAUUGUAUUUGGCAAUUAAUAGAGGCUAUGUUUCUAUUUUUUUUAAAAGUAAUGGAAUCAUUUUAACAAAGGUUUUUGUUGUGUUUUAUUAUGAAAUAUAGAAAUUCAAAAUAUACUUUAUUACAAUUAUGAUGAUUUCAUUAUCUAUAUUGGUGUUGUUUAUGCGAGUAGUUUAAAAAUUGAAAUUUCAAUUAUAGAACAAUCAAUAAAUUGUAAGUAUUACAUUUAUAAUAAGAUUAUUCAAUUUAUAAAAACAUUAUUAUGCGUUUAGAUGACACUAAUUGCAUUGAAAUGGGAGGAUAAAAUUGACUGGGUUUGGUCCUAAAUCUUUAUAAUUUUAUGGGUGUUUUUGGUAGUCCUUGCAUUAUUACUAUUUAUAUCGUUUAUAGGAUGUAUUGAAACCUUCAUUAAUCUCCUAAAAAAAUAAACUAGUCAAAAUUAUUGUAUUCCUUAUAUCUAUUAUAGUAAUAGGAAAUAUUUGGAUAUUUAUUAAUAUCAUAGGUUAUACAUUGUUGCCAUUCUCAUUUUUGUAUAGAUUGACUCAACUAUACGACAAUGGGGAAUCCUUUGGAUAAGAUGAAACUAUCUAACUCAUUGUUCUAAAUGCAAUUUACAUGGCAUUGUUAACCGUGUAUACUAUAUUUUUCGUCAAUAACAUAAANGACAUUAUUUUAAUUAUAUUAAAUUAAUAUUAAGAAAAUUUUGAAAUAGAAUCAAAGACAAAUAGGUUGAGAUUGAAAAGUUUGAUAUAUACUUUGAAGUGA